Exserohilum turcica Et28A is the source of this 2628-nucleotide messenger RNA. RefSeq lists its product as uncharacterized. The transcript is spliced from 7 exons. Gene Ontology annotation, biological process: intracellular protein transport; retrograde transport, endosome to Golgi. Gene Ontology annotation, cellular component: retromer, cargo-selective complex; late endosome; retromer complex. The record is from RefSeq and is a predicted model, not a curated record. Lineage: Eukaryota; Fungi; Ascomycota; Dothideomycetes; Pleosporales; Pleosporaceae. The coding region runs from base 1 to 2628 and encodes 875 amino acids.
AUGGCGUCGCCGCCCCCCGUCGAAGACCAGGCCCGGCUGCUCGAAGAUGCCCUCGCCGUGGUGCGCCAGCAGACGAUGCUCAUGCGGCGCUGUCUCGAGACGCCGGGCAAGCUGAUGGAUGCGCUCAAGUGCAGCUCGACGCUCGUUUCGGAACUGCGCACCAGCAGCCUGGGCCCCAAGCAGUACUACGAGCUGUACAUGGCCGUCUUCGAUGCCCUCCGCCACCUGGCCGUCUACCUGCGCGAGAACCACCCCGUGAACCACCUGGCCGACCUGUACGAGCUGGUCCAGUAUGCCGGCAACAUCAUCCCCCGCCUCUACCUCAUGGUCACCGUCGGCACCGUCUACAUGGCCAUUGAGGAUGCGCCCGUCAAGGAGAUCAUGAAGGACAUGAUGGAGAUGAGUCGCGGCGUCCAGCACCCCAUCCGCGGCCUGUUCCUGCGCUACUAUCUCGCCGGCCAGGCCCGCGACCACCUGCCCUCGGGCGACAGCGACGGCCCCGAGGGCAAUCUGCAGGACUCCAUCAGCUUCAUCCUCACCAACUUUGUCGAGAUGAACAAGCUGUGGGUGCGCCUGCAGCACCAGGGCCAUUCGCGCGAGCGCGAGCAGCGCACCAAGGAGCGCCAGGAGCUGCAGCUGCUCGUCGGCAGCAACCUGGUCCGCCUGAGCCAGCUGGUCGACCUGGACAACUACAAGAAGAUCCUGAACCCGCUGCUCGAGCAGAUUGUGCAGUGCCGCGAUGUCCUGGCCCAGGAGUAUCUGCUCGAAGUCGUCACACAGGUCUUCCCCGACGAGUUCCACCUGCACACCCUCGACCAAUUCCUCUCUGCUGUCGCACGGCUAAACCCGCAUGUCAACAUCAAAGCCAUUGUCGUCGGCCUCAUGGACCGCCUGUCGUCGUAUGCGCAAAGAGAGGCCGAGUCAGAAAGCCCAGAACAGCGCCAAAAGACCGAGGAAGAGUCGAUAGCACAUCUCAUGGAGCAGAUGCGGAUAGCAAAAGAGAAGAAGGCCGCCGAACCGGAGUCUGCGCCAGCCGGGCAGAACGGCGACUCUUCAGAAGGCAUAGAAGCGGAGCCGUCUGCGGAAGAUGGAGCACAAGAUUCGUCAACUCCAGCAGAGGCUCCAGCAGAGAACUCGACAGCCGAGGCGGAUGGCGACACUGAAAAGAAACGGGGCAUACCGAACAAUGUCAAGCUUUUCGAAAUAUUCAACGAGCAGGUGCAGACGCUGGUCAAGAUGCAGCGGUUGCCAAUACAAGACACCAUUGGACUGCUAGUGUCGCUGGCAAACCUCGCAUUGAACAUUUACCCUGAACGCCUCGACUAUAUUGACCAAGUCCUCACAUUUGCAAACCAAAAAGUGGCCGAAUACCAGAACAGCGCAGAUCUCCACUCGCAAGCUACCCAGAGCCAGAUUCUCAGUCUCCUUCUCUCGCCAAUCAAGACCUACAUCUCUCUCUUCACCGCACUCGCAUUACCAAACUUCAUCCCUCUGCUGCAUUCACAACCGUACCCGACCCGAAGAGCUGUGGCUGGUGAGGUCGCAAGAAGUCUGAUGCGAAACCAAACUUCGAUUGCGACAGUGGAGAAUCUCGAAAGCGUGUUAGAGAUCUUGAAGGUCCUAAUUAGAGAAGGCAUACAACAAGCGCAAGGAUACCCAGGUGGACCGAUCCAAAGAAGGGCCCAAGAAACAGAGGAGACAAUAGAAGAGCAGGGCUGGCUCGCGCGGAUAGUACACCUCAUCCACGGCAAAGACAACGACACACAGUUCAAGCUCCUGCAGACUGCGCGAAAGGCCUUUGCCGACGGCAACGAGCGUGUCAAGUACACAUCCCCAGCCAUCAUUACAGCAUCGCUCAAGCUUGCGAGACAGUACAAGAAGCGCGAGCAUUUCGAAGACAACUGGCAAUCGCAGUCCUCGGCUCUCUACAAGUUCAUGCACAACACCCUAUCGACGCUGUACACUCGUGUCACAGGCUCCGCAGAUCUCUCCCUCCGUUUGUUCGUUGCCUGUGGCCAGGUCGCAGACCAGAGCGGCUUCGAAGAGGUCGCAUACGAAUUUUUUGCCCAAGCCUUCACAAUCUACGAAGAAGCGAUUAGCGAUUCAAGAGCACAGUUCCAGGCUGUAUGCGUCAUUGCAAGCGGCUUGCACACUACGCGAAAUUUUGGAAAGGAGAAUUACGACACCCUAAUCACCAAGUGCGCAUUACAUGGCAGCAAGUUGCUGAAGAAGCCAGACCAGUGCCGUGCAGUGUACCUUGCAAGUCAUCUAUGGUGGGCGACUGAGAUUCGCGCGCUUGGCGAAGAGGACCCUAAGGAUCUCUACCGCGACGGGAAGCGCGUACUCGAGUGUCUGCAACGAGCACUCCGUGUCGCCGACGCCUGCAUGGACGCCGCCGUGUCGGUCGAACUAUUCGUCGAGAUACUGAACCGAUACGUAUACUACUUUGACCAAGAGAACGAGGCCGUCACCACCAAAUACCUCAACGGACUGAUUGAACUCAUCCACUCAAAUCUUCAGUCCAACGAAAACGCCUCGUCUCUGGAAAACCCACGCAAGCACUUCGAGCGUACACUGGAUUACAUAGCGAGUCGAGAGUAUGAGGGCGUAGUCACAACACCAAAGUAG